Messenger RNA from Parnassius apollo (apollo), 465 nucleotides. The record is from the annotation of a GenBank genome assembly. NCBI's taxonomy places the organism in Eukaryota, Metazoa, Arthropoda, Insecta, Lepidoptera, Papilionidae.
AUGGAGUGGGCAUGCGGCGACGGAUUAUCCACGACGUAUAGGAGGUUCCAAAUGACGGACUGGGAAGACGAUUUGAACGUGCAAUUAUUCGACCAAUAUUCAACGGCUAUUCUCGAGCUAGAAAAACGAAGACGGGAACUCGAGGAAGUGGAGGAAUCGGGAUCUUUAUUAUUUCCGAACACGAAGACCACCUCCAAGUCUUACACGAUUGCUCCUAUAGUGGCUCGACGUGUCGAUGACUCCAUGUCCAAAGACUCGGAGACUACACCAACGAAGGGUACGACAACGGAGAUAGCUCGUUCCGGGAGCAAAGUCAAACGAGCAUUUUUCCCGAAGGCGAGCUCACAAUCAAGGAAGCGAAGAGCAUCGACAUCCGACGAAGACGAGGACAUCGUACCAAAAACAUUCAAGAAUUACAUAAAGGAAAAGCAGAUGACAAUACAAGAGAGUCAAGUGAGUGUGUAG